Molecule: messenger RNA, 2637 nt
Organism: Durusdinium trenchii
Lineage: Eukaryota; Dinophyceae; Suessiales; Symbiodiniaceae
Source: the annotation of a GenBank genome assembly
AUGUCUGCUGAAGAGAUUGCGAUGCUCGAUGCCGAAGAUAGCAUCGAGCAGGUGCUUAGUCGGUACUCUACAGAUCUUCGAUCAGGAUUGACUUCUGAGGCAGCAGAAAAGAAGCUCAAGGAGGACGGCCUCAAUGAGCUUUACAAACCUCCCAAGCCCACCUUGUUGAUGCUCUUCAUCAUGCAGUUGCUGGGUUUCAUCAUCAUUCUCUUGAUUAUCGCCGCAGUGGCCUCGAUGACUGUGAACGCCACGGGCUCCAAGAAGGACGACCCCCUCUCAUACACCACAGGCAUUGCGAUCUUCGUCAUUGUGAUCCUCAAUGCGGGCAUCGCGGCUUGGACGGAGCACAAAGCCGGUGAUGCUCUGGAAGCCUUGUCCAAGAUGACCCAGGCAGCCAUCUAUGCCACUGAGCAGGAGGUUCAGAUCACCACCAACACCGUGGUCCGUGGCGACAUCGUGGUGCUCGGCACCGGCGACGUCGUCCCCGCGGACAUGCGCCUGGCAGAGGCGGAGGAUCUCAAGGUCAGUGAGAUGGCGCUCACAGGAGAGCCGGACGAUGUCUCCAAGACCUGGAAGUUGAAACCAAGGAAAGAGGGCGAGCCUGAGAAGCUGACGCCAGAGGUUUGCGUCUUCUCGGGGUGCAACGUCACCAAUGGCAAGGGCCGUGGGGUCGUCACCGCCACCGGCAUGGGCACGCGCAUUGGCCGGAUUGCUCAGCUCAUCGCCGGUGAGGAGGGCCCCAAGAAGAAGUGCUUUUGCUUGCCCGAUACCUCGGCGAAUCAGACGCCCCUCCAAAGGAACCUGGAACAGCUGGGUGCGAAGAUCGGUAUUUUAGCGAUCGUCGUUUGCGUGUUGGUCUUCAUCAUCGGCGUCGCCUUGGAUCGAAAGCCCGUGGAAAGCCGAAAGGACGUGGACAGCCAAAGCGGAGCCGAGAGCGGAGCCGAGACCGGUGCCGCGUUGUACAUGGUCUUGAUUGCGGUGACCCUUGCAGUGGCAGCCAUCCCCGAGGGCAUUCCCCUCUGUGUGACCAUCUCCCUCUCGAUCGGAUGCAGCGACAUGGUGAACCAACACGUGCUGGUGCGAAAGCUGGCGGCGGUGGAGACUUUGGGCUCCGCCUCGGUGAUCUGCAGCGACAAGACGGGGACCUUGACCGAGGGGAAGAUGACCAUGGUGAACAUGUGGGCCGGCGGUGUGACCUACGAUGUGGGUGGCAAAGGCUUUGAUCCAACCGUUGGGAGGAUCACCACCUGUGACACAGGCGUCGAAGCGGGUCGACAGAUGGGCGUCCGGUCGACCUUGCUGUCGGGGAUCCUUUGCUGUGCCUUGGAGGUCGAGGUUCGAGAUCCAGAUACCGGUGAGGAGAAGUGGGAGCCGCGGGGCAACUCCUCGGAGGCGCCCAUCGUGGUGGCCGCCCGAAAGGUGGGCCUCACGGAGAACGUGUCCAAGGAUUAUCCGCGCACCAUCGAGAUCCCCUUCUCCUCCUCGCGGAAGAUGAUGCUCACCGUCUCCGACGUCUCGGGGCGGAGCCAUCUCUGCGAGGACGGCAUGCCGUUGCCCGAAGGCACCAAGUACCUGGCCGUGUGCAAGGCGCGAAGCCUGGGCAGAUCAGGCGUCGUCUUUUCCGUCAACUGCCGCAGUUCCCUUCGCCGUGAGUCCGAGCUGUUCCCGCAAAGACCUGGCGCUCCCAACUUCAUUGUGGACCUUUGCGAAGAGCGAAUGAUGGCGGAUGGCACCGUCGCAAAGCACCUCGGACGGGCAAAGGCCGAAGUCUUGAAGGUGGUGGAUGACUACAGCACCAAGGCCUUGCGGGUCUUGGCAGUGGCUGCUCGUCCAAUGAAGGAGCUGCCCUUUGACAUGCACGAUGACGAGCUGUCAACGGACCAGAAGUUCUCAGCUUUGCGCCAGGACCUGCGCCUGCUGGGCUUGGUUGCCUCUAUCGACCCGGACCGAGAUGGAGUGAAGGACUCAGUGCUGGCAGCCCGUGGUGCAGGUAUCCGCGUAGUGAUGAUCACGGGAGAUUACCUCAAGACCGCCAUCGCCAUUGCCAAGAAUGUGCAGAUUUUGCAGCCUCAGGAUGACGAGGCCACGGCGGCCGUAGAUUGCAACUGCUUGCGGCCCGGAGGCCAAUACCUGGAGACGAAGGAGAUGGACCGCAUGACGUCCACGGUGCGGGUCUUCGCGCGCGCGAAGCCGGAAGACAAAUUGGAGAUUGUCAAGUCCAUCCAACGCAUGGGCCAAGUAGCUGCCAUGACGGGCGAUGGCGUGAAUGAUGCACCCGCCUUGAACCAGGCCAACAUUGGCGUGGCCAUGGGCAUCCAGGGCACAGAGGUGGCGAAAGGUGCCAGUGACAUGAUUCUGACCGACGACAACUUUUGCUCCAUUGUGGCGGCCGUGGAGAAGGGCAGGGCCAUCUACUCGGGUAUCCAAAAGUUUGUGGCCUUCAUCAUGUCCGUGCACAUCGCAGAGGUGAUGCAAAUCUUCGUUUGCAUCGCGGCUGGCGUGCCGGUGAUGAGGACUCCUUUGCAGAUCCUCUUUCUGAUUUUGGUCACCGACCUUCCUCCCUCCAUCGCCCUGGGCAUGGAACCAGGGGAGCCGGGCAUCCUCAAGCUGCGGCCGAGACCGAAGACUGAACCCAUC